GGUUCAGAAAAUGUUGGAAUUUUUGAAAUUAUCCAUUUAAAAGCGCAGUAUACUACAGUAUAGCUAAAAUAUUGUGAAGAUAUUUAAAAUAAUUGACAGAAUAUUGGACAUUUCUCAAAAUGUAAACAUUUUAUGUGAUUCUCCGAUCAUUCAGGAAGAUUGUAAAUCAGUGUGCAGCUUAUACUUAGCCCAUGGUUUGUUAUUGAUUGAAAUAAAAUAAAAAUGAAUAAAACAAAGGUCACAACGCGCAAAGGCUCAAAAACCAAAACUAAAAAGGAAUCUCCAGAAGUAUUUGUCUUGCCUCCAAAUCUAUUGGAAAAGUUGGGCAUUAAUUUAGGAAAUUAUGGAUCACCAACAGGAAGUAUCUCAAACUCUCAAAUUACAGAUUUAAAUGUUACUUCCAAAGAGAGUGGACACUGUGAAAAUAAAUUAUCCUUUAAAGAAGAUUUCGAUUCACAUGUCCCCACUUCUGUUAUCCAAUCAUCUUCAGAAAUAAAAUCAACAUCAAUUAUAGAAACUGCAGAAUUGAUGAAAAAGUCAGUUUUUUUGAGUCCAACUUUUAUUUCAAACAAUACAAGUGUCAUCCAAGGAGAAAUAGAGAUCGUUGGAAAUGUUGUAGUAGAAAGCACAGAAGUAGUUAGUGCUGGAUUUGUAAAUGAAGAAAAUAUAAUUGAAAAAACUGAAGAAGGGUCCAUAGACGUGCACCGAGAACAUGUAUCUUUGUCUAACGUACAAAAAAUGAGUCCAAUUUCCUCAAAUACUCAGGAGAAUAAACAAUGUGAUCAGAUUUUCAACGGCAAUAUUAAAAUGCACGAUCUCGAAAUGCAAACACUUAUUGAUGAUCACGCAGAUGAAGCCUAUUCUUCGGAUUGCAGUAGCAGUAAUAAUGGAUGCUCUGUCAAACAUGAUUUGAGUAAAUCCACUGUAAAUAAAAUCAAUAUAAUUUCAGAGGAAAUAAUUUAUCCAUCCCAGUUAUAUAAAUUAAAAAAUAAUAAUUUACCAAAAGAAAAUUCAUUUAUUCAUGUUCCGAUAAAUACUACAAUAAAAAGUCACAACAAAAACAGCGUUCGACAAGACGACUUAACUGUGGAUUUAAUAUCUAAUGAAACUGGAAGUGUUGAACCAGUUGAAAUGGUUCGUGUUAAUGAAUAUGACAUAUUUGAGGAGAAUUUUAGAAAAGAAGAUGACGUUUCCAAAGAAGGUUUUGAAAUGUUACAGAAUAUGACCAAAAUUGAUCUAUGCACUGUUUUGAACACAACUGAGUCCGAGUUCAUAAUGACUACUCAAAAUGAGGUAGAUCCUCCACAAAAUCUUGAAGCAUUACCAAUUCCACACAAACAAGAAGUGAUUUUAGAAGAUCAAGUGGCAAUUGAUACUUCUGUAAUUGUACCAUGUCAAAUUGAUUUUGUGUUCGAAAGUAAUUUAAUGUUAGAGCGGGGAAAUAUUAGUGCGCAAAGAAAUACAUGUUCUGAGCAUGGUGGCAAUGCAGUUAAAGAAGACUCUUUUGAAGUAAAUGCAAGUUUCUCUAGAAAACACAAAAAUAAUGAAGUUAUUUUAACUAAUGCCAUAUCGAAUGAAGAUAAAUCUGAUAUGUCGCUAGAUAAAAAUAAUGUAACGCCGCAUGUUAUUAAAGCUGUAAAUGAAAUUCAAAUUUCGCCUGGUAAUCAAUACUCUCAAAUGAAAGCUUGUUUACAAAGUGAGAAAACGGCUUCUGAUAGGGACACUAGCCAGGAUGCACUCGAGAGUAGGACGGAUGCUAACAUAUCAGAAAAUAAUGUUGUUGAACUACUGAGUACACUGCAAAACGGAGAGGCCGAUUUGAUAAACCCUGAUCAGAAUAUUUCUUUCAUGGAUGAUCGGGAUGAUGGACAGGUUUCGUUUCGUAAUUCAGUCACAAACAAUGUGAUGAAAAGUGAAGGUGAAUGUCUACGAUCUAAACCAACACGAAAAACCACCGAUGAAAAUAAAGCCAGCAAUCCCAUAGAAACUUCACUAAUAAGUAAACACAUGCAGGACGAAAACAAUGCCGUUCAAGAAACAUCUGCAGGAAGUCCCAUUGUAUAUUUCAAACAUUAUAAGAAACAAGUUUGUGAGCAAAACGAACUUGUUGAAAACAGAAAUGAACGAAAAAAUAGCAAGAAUACACCUGAUGCAUGUAAAAAUGUUAGUUCUCGAGAGAGGAAUAAUCUGGAUCUUCACUACGUGAAUAAAGCUGCUGUUCAUGAGGACAAGAUUAGAGAAAUAGCUAAAUACUUAAGCGAAUUUGCUGACUUAAAAAAGAGAAAUCAUUUUAUGGAAAGAAAUAAAACGGUUGGGGGCAACGCAGUGAGUAAUAAGAAAAACAUCACCUAUUCGAAAUCGUCCAUUCAAGGUGUUGAAAAACCGGGUGGUUCAGGAAUAACCAAAGUAAUUCAAAAUUACCCGCCUACUAAAACGUAUGAACGUAGAGGUAGACAGGGCUGGAAAAAUAUUACUGUGUCCACUUUUAAAGGUUCUAACACAUCUACACACGCCAUAGAUCUGCCUGAUCGAACUAUUAAUAUUUGUAAUGAAAUAGAAGUAUGUCUUUGCCAUGAUUUUGGCCGAUUAAUGUCGUAUGAUGAUGUAAACAGUUAUGAACAUAUUCAUUUCUGGAAUAAUGCAAGGAUGGAAUGUACGCCUGAUCUCAUAUUUAGUAUUUAUAGUGAAGAUGAUGCUCCUGUAACCAUUGAUGAUGAUAUAAAAGACUAUCCUAUUGAUGUUUGCGAUGAAGUCCCUUAUAGAUUGUGUUGGAACGAAAUUAAACCUAUCAAUAAAAAGGAAACAGAAAACAAUGUUACAUCAAGGGUAUAUAUCGAGCAUAUAUGGAAGAAUGACGAUAAAAAGCAGGAAGCUGAAAAGAAGCACAUGGUUGAAAAUACAAUGCUAACUGUAAAUAUCUUACAAAACUGCGGAGGGAUAACAAAUGAUACAGAUGAACCUUCUUCAAAAACUGGACAGAAGCGAAAACUUUCUUCUGUCGUUCCUCCCGAUAAUGGAGAACCACCAGCGAAAAAUAAAAAACAAGGAACACUUACACAGUUACUGGAAACUAAAGAAACAUGUGCUUAUAUUGAGGAGCAACAUACUUCAACGAAGUCUGUGAAGAACAUUCCAGUUAAAAACAGCCCUCCAAAAGAUACAUCUUGUGGUAGUACGACACUUUUUGCAACGGAUCGAGAACAUGAUACUGGGGCAUGCAUUCCGGCAAAUAACUCUAGGACUGAGCAUUUUGAUUCGCCAUUAACUUCAAUAAAUGAGGUCAAAAUUCACUGUCGAUCAAAGACGCAACUGCCGACAGAGAAUAAUAAGUCUAUCAUUUGUGGGGUCUGCCAACUAAGUGUUGAAGGCGAUUGGAUACAGCACAUCUCUUCAAAACAUGAUUAUCUGGCUUGGAAAUUGGGAGAACCGUCGUUGGAUAUCCACAAUGAUGUUGCGCUUCGUGAACACUUGAGCGAGAUCACGAAGACGGGUUGUGGGCUCACGUGCGGUAAAUGCGGACUCACUAGGAAAUAUGUAAAAGCUUACUUGAGCCACGUGAGAAGAUGCUCGGGAUCAAAAGCUGAUUGUUCAUCUGAACUGCGGUCUAGCGAGGAACUAGUAGAAUCUAGAGUCAAAAUUAAAGAACAGCCUGCCGACGAUCGAGCCGGCCAAGUCAUAUGUGCCGUGUGUGAAGAAUCUAUGCAGGACUCGGAAUGGAAUGAACACAGAUCAUCUCGACAUGAUUAUCUAGCUUGGAAAUGUGGAGAAUUACCUGUGGAUUUGCAAGAUGAGGCCGCAGUUAAAGCCCACUUAUAUGACAUAACGAAGGCGUAUGGUGGACUGACGUGCGGUAAAUGUGGACUCACCAGGAAAUAUGUCAAAGCUUACUUGAGCCAUGUGCGAAACUGCACUGGGUUGAGCGAGUCUCAAAACGAUAGCGCUUACAACGUCUCAUCGGAGGUUAUCCCGAAACUGGAAUCUAGUUCUUUUACUGAAGUAACUGACGAAAAUGUAGCGGAUACGAAUGCUGGUCCAAUAAAAUGUGGAGUUUGCGAAGAAUCGGUACGGACGGAAGACUGGAAUCAUCACAUAGGCUCACACCAUAACUACUUAGCAUGGGAACAUGGAAAUAUGCCUUUGGACAUAUGUGAUGAGGAAGCAGUUCGAAAUCACUUAUACGAGAUCACGAAGGCACGUGGCGGCCUCACGUGCUCUAAAUGUGGACUAACCAGAAAAUAUGUUAAAGCCUACUUGAGUCAUAUUAAAAGCUGUGAAGGACUUAACGAAUCACAAAAUGAUAGUACAUAUAACGUUUUAUUCGAUGAAGUGAAGUUACCCGAAAGGUCUAGUGAUACAAAAGUCGCAACUAAAAUAGCAAAUGCGAAUGACUUGGUUAAAUGCGCGGUGUGUAAAGAAUCUGUGCGAGAAAAAGACUGGAUUAGCCACAUAGCCUCACAACACGAUUACUUAGCAUGGAAAGUUGGAGAUACAGCUUUGGAUAUAUGUGAUGAGGAGGCAGUUCGAAAUCACUUAUACGAGAUCACGAAGGCAUGUGGCGGCCUUACGUGCUCUAAAUGUGGACUAACCAGAAAAUAUGUCAAGGCUUAUUUGACACAUUUCAAAAACUGCAGUGGCGUUGAUGAAUCACAGAAUACCAGUGCUUGCAACACCUCAACCGAGUCUGAUGUGGACCUGGUUGACUUGGCUAACAGUUCCACAAGCAAUAAAAAAUCACAUGAGUCUCUAGUAAAAUGUGGUGUUUGCUCGCAGGAUGUUCAAGAAACAGAGUGGAAUAAUCAUAUAGGCUUUCUACAUAAUUAUCUCGCUUGGAAAUGUGGAGAGGAGAGUUUGGGUGUGGCCGAUGAGGAAAAAGUCCGGAAGCACUUGGUAUGCAUUAAAAAAGAGACCGGCGCCCUGACGUGUGCGAAAUGCUGUAAAAAUAUAAAAACUGUAAACAAAUACAUGAGACACGUUGAGUCUUGCGGAGGAAUAAGUAGUAGUGAUUUGAAAGACAGCUCUCUGGAUCUAGUGGUAGAGAGACAAGUGCAGGCGCUGACAACACCCGCAGACUCGGCGCUGGUGAAGUGCGGCGUGUGCGGGCAGUACUCGGCGCGCGACGACUGGACGCAACACAUGGCCGCCGGUCACGGAUACCUGGCUUGGAAAGACGGCGAACCUCCUUUAAAUUUAAACGAUGAAGAGGAAGUACGAGUACAUUUGCGUAACAUUAUUAUUGAAAUCGGAACUCUGACCUGUCAGAAAUGUGAUCUGCCGUGCAAGUCUGUUAAGUCCUACUUACAUCAUGUGAAGAAGUGCGAGGGCGUAAAGGAGGAGGAGAACCAAAAUAAAUCUGCAUUGCCAAAAGUUGAAAAAGCGAUUACUUUCAAAUGUGGAGUGUGUAAGGAUGUUGUAAUAAGUUUACUCUGGGCAAAGCAUUUGUCUGAAAUGCAUGAUUACCUCGCUUGGAAGGAGGGCGAUGCUCCUUUGAACGUGGACGACGAUGAAGAGGUUCAUCAACAUUUGUCCAAUUGCAGUAAAGAAUUUGGGAGUUUGGACUGCAAAUACUGUGGAAAAAAUCGGAAAUACGCGAAAUCCUUUUUGGAACACAUAAAGGCCUGCAAAAUUGGUGGUAUAAGGGAAAGAGCCCCAGCUGCCGUUGUUGAUUUCGAUGACGUAGACUUCGCAAGCGGCGGGACCUGCGCCGUUUGUGACAAGGAAGUGGAGGCCGGCAAGUGGAUACAGCAUACGCAGAAAGAACACAACUACCUAGCAUGGAGAAAAGGAGAAAGGGCUUGGAACUUGGACGAUUUUGAAGACGUGAACCAGUAUUUGUACGUAAUCUGCAAAAGGAUGGAUGGUUUAACCUGUAACAAGUGUGGCUUGGUGAGAAAAUAUGUGAAAACUUAUUUGACACACAUCAAAAAUUGUGAUGUCGUCGACACGUCAGUUGCUGAAGGAAUCGGGCCUUCGAACAAAGAUGAAAAUCAGUGCGCCAUGUGCAAAGAAGUGGUUAAGUCGAAAGAUUGGAAAACUCACGCUAUAGAAAAUCAUUACAAUGUAACUUGGAUAGUCGGCGAAACUCCUAUUGAUAUCAAAAACGUUUACGCUGUAGAGAGAUUUCUAAAAGAAUAUAAACAAAUCAAGGGUAAUUUGAAAUGUAAUGCGUGCGGAACCACUCGGGCGUCUUUUGCUGGCUUUUAUGCGCACAUCAUAAUAUGUAGAAAAACAGAGGAGGAAAUAGACAUGUAUCGAUCCCUGUGUAAUAUAUGCAAUAAUAAAUAUCUCUGCAUAUAUAAGAAUCAGCAUGCAAUGAUGCACAGGGUACAGACGCUCACAGCGGAGGCCAAAAUAAAACCAAAUGAGGAAAAGAAAGAAAUUAAUCUAACGGGCAAGAGGCGCGCUGCUGUAAAGGCGCGGUCAGUAAUAGAAAACUAUAGUGACAACAUGAGCAAGCAUUCACAUUCGUGUAAAUCAUGUGGGUUUGGUACGGAUUUCAAAGAGGAAUUAAGGAAGCACAAAUGCGAAGUGUCGAACGAAAAAGACUUCAGUGGAGACGAGGACUCUGCCGCCGAGAUAGGAAGCUCAGAGGAAGAAUCGGAUGACACCGACGUCGAUUCCAAUAUUUCUAAUGAGGUAAAUGACCGUGGAGACGACGACGACGAUGAUGAUGAUGACGAUGACGAGCUUCAAGCGAAAAAGAAACGGUAUAGAGAUCCUGCGCCCGUAUUGUCGAAAGUGACACGUAUUCCCUUCAAAGUUGAUGAUGUCAAUUCAUAUAUACGUAAUGGCGAUGAAGAUUUUUGUAAAACUUAUUUGACCGAUGAAGUAUUGUUCCCUCGAUGGCAAUGUCAACACGAACCCGUACUCGAACCUGAACUGACGAGAUACAUGCCGCCAUUGGAGCACUCUUGUAAAUUCAAAACUGAUUCUGCUUGGACAACUUUGAAGAGGUUCCAAGCUUUAGAGGACGACAAUGGUACCAGUAUAUUCGUGGGUGCUAGCAUUGUGUGUGUCGCCUGGGCGCCGCCGCGAGUAGAGGAUAUGUCUGACGGGGCCUCCAACUUCCUGGCUAUAGCUUGCCACAACGGUCCGGACUGCCCGCGUUACCAAGGAGGAGAAACGCCGAAACACGAAAAUCUAAUACAAAUAUGGACUUUCAACAAUUUUCGAGGAUUACCGGAGAUAGUGUUGGGUAUAGCACACGACUUUGGGACGGUUUGGUCGAUGGACUGGUGUCCGUCGGGCGCGAGGGACGCCUUGACGGCCGAGAACGCGGCGAGUCGUCUGGGGCUGCUCGCGGUGGCGUGCUCCAGCGGAUCCGCCUACAUUUUUGCUGUUCCCUAUCCGUCCACUGUAGUUAAGAAUAAUCAAAUUAUCCAGAAAUUGAAGCCAGUCGCGGAGUUAAGAAUGACUAUGGGCAGUAACAGAAAACCAUAUCAGGCAACUUCUGUUUCGUGGUCUAAACAAAAAGAACAUAAUCUAGUAUUAGUGGGUUACGCGGACGGUUCGACAGCCUAUUACGAUUUGCAUACCGACUCGCCAUUGUUGUCGGCGGUAGAAAAUAACGUUCAAGUGUUCCACCCGUAUUACGACGAACGGCCACACAACACCUGCAUUACAGGUACGGAUCUGUACCCGGUGUCCGGUGACGCGGCGGGAUCUGGCAGCGGCGUGUGGACGGCGCCGACCGGCGCGGAGCUGGCGGCGCGCGCCGGCACGGGCGCGCCGGGCCGCGCGCGGCUGGCCACCGCCUCGCUCGGCGUCACAUUCGCGCCCCAGGCCUGCACCGCCGUCAUUGCUGGCGACGACGCCAUCAUGCAAGCGUCCGUAAGCGAGCUGGUGUGGGUGCCGCCGGGGCGGCGCCUGGGCGGCACGCGCUGCGCGGCCGGCUGCGCGCGCUGCGGCCGCGUGGUCGCGUCGAUGCCGCCCACCCUGCGUAUCAUGCGCAUGCAUCCCUCCUUCUGCGACGCCAAGAAACAGGUUAUUGGAAUGUUAGAAAUGACACACCUCGCCGUGAAGAGAAAGAAAAAAGUCAACGAUGAGCUAUCUAUGACCAUAGAACCCUUGACUUAUGGUGACGCUGUCAGUAAAUAUGGAAUCGCGUUCACGAGAGUCGCCAAAAGUGAUAGGGUAAUGCAACAGCAAUGUUCGGCGAAGCCAAAGGCGCAUUGCCCGGAGAGAUUCCCUCUAGCAGAUGUCGAGUCCAUGGCCUUCUGCCCGUCUAAAAAGUUCCAUGACAAACUGGCUAUAGCCACACACUCCGGUAUACUGUUCCUAAUUACCACGAACUAAUAUGAUCAUAUUUUAGCUGUUGUUGCCUCCAUGAGCUAGAUUUUUUACGCUCGCUUGCGGCUCGUGCAAAUAAUUUAAAGCGACAUGCCUGUCAUAUCAAAUUGAGAUCAAUUUGUAAAGUUCAGACAGGUCCCUUGCUUCCGAAUGUUAAAGGUAUAUUCACUUUACAUCUUCUUGCGCUUUCCUGUUUGUAGCAUAGCCCACGAUUAAGUGUAACUAUGCCAAUUAUGUUUAUAAUUAAAAACGUUUUAAAAUGUCAAUCUCGUUCUGGUAUUGAUAUAAGGGUUAAAUCACCUGGCCUGUGUCAAGAUGUGGCUUCCCAUUACAGAAGCGUCCUUAAAGGGAGCAUAAGCUUCAAGUGCAAUAAGGACGUUUCCAUCUGAAAUUCUGAUAGAAACGUCCGUAUUGCAGAUGAAGCAUAAGGACCCUUAUCUGAUGGAAAGCCACAUAUUUAGAUAUACAUACUACAUACAUCCGGUUAUCCAUAUCCAUACCUACAGAUAAUUGAUGAGUUCAUGCUAUUAGAAGUAUUAGAACAAAUUAAAUUAUUUAAAAAAAUAUUAAUGAGUUCACGUUAAUAACCGCACGUCUUUUAGUCCAGUUUUGUCAAAAGCAGGAAUUUUUAAUUUAAAUUAUGUUGGCAUUUAAGGAGAGCCAUAUAUGUGCAAGUAUGUAAGGUGAGAUUAAUAGCCACGAUUAAACUGAAGAAAAAACAAUUAAAAAAUGCGUAGCCGUGUCUUGCCAAAAAUAUACCGGUUAAAAAGUUUAGAGUUGUUAUGUAAAUUAUGUUAUAAGUACUUGUUGUAUUUAAAGAUCGGUUGUCGCUGAGCUAUAGACCGGCAAGCCGAUUGGGAAACUGUUAUCGUACGUUUAAAUAUAAAUAGAAGUUGUAAAUAUUGUCAGCCUUAAUAUAUAAUUAUUGUUUACCAAAAGAGAUGCUGUUAUGUUGUAUAUAAGAGAUAUAAUUAUGGAUAGUAUAGGUUUAUACGUAAAUAAAGCGCAGCGUUGAUAGUAGAAUCGAUUGCAACAGUCGAAAGUGAGAGCACUACAGUAAUUUUGAAGUGUCCGGAGAUAAAGUCACAUUUUCAUUUAUCAGUUAUCAACUUAUCACAAUAUAUUUAUGUAAACGUGGCUGUUGAAUGUUGACGUCUAUAGGUGCAUAUUUUUAUCCAUAGCAGAUAAGAUUACUAUCGCAUUUCGCGCGCCAUCGAGCUAGAAUUGAGAUUUUUUUUAUUUAUUUGUUUACAGUAUGUAAAUGAUUCAUACAUGACUCAAACAUAUACUAAUGAGUAAUUAUUAGUUUCACAGCAAAUUACUACAAUGUCAAUAAGUUCAUUGACUACAACGCACAUGGAGGCUAGGCUAGUAGUACUACGUAACGUCUUCGUUGUAUUAUUCUGAAUAUUUUUAUUUAAAUAUCGGGGUUUUAAAGAUUUUACGAUUGUUUUGUCUACUGCGAUAACCUUUUAAAAUUGUGGAUUAUCUUACUCAUUAUGGAGUGUUUAUUUUUACUUAAUUAUAAUUAUGUAUGUCGCGAUUUCCAAGAUGUGUACUCAAUGUGGGUAGUCAUUAAUGCGCUACUGACGUAAAUAAUAUAGAUGAUUUUUUGCCUGAAAACGUCACAUACCUAUAGCUUAAUACACACGGCUUUACUGUACACGUUGUAUAGGCGUGAUGGCGUUAAAGUAUUAAUUUAUUACUGCAAUAUUUUUAUUAUAAUUUGAACUUCGGACUUGUUCUCACUGACUGAUAAACCGUGUUGUAUAAUGUUAACCUUUUGGCAUGUUUUAUUUUGUUUUACUUUUUAACCAUUUACCUACUGGUUUUAUUUAUGAUGUAAAUUUUAAACAGGUAUUAUACCAAAACUGUUAACGUCCCUAAUCAGUAACUUGUCUUCUCAUUUUUAAAAGUCGAAUAUCUUAUGACUAGAUAUCAUUACCAAAAUGUUAUUAAUACGCAAUAACUUUAAGUUGCUUAUUCACAGAACAUGGGAACAUAAGCUGGUUAUGCACCCAAUAUUGAUUUCUUGUAGCGAUGCUUCGAGCAACGCCGGCUUCCGACAUGUCGCCUGCACAUAGUCGCGCUUUUCACUCACUACAUACUAGAUCCAAUCUGUAAUGACGACACAAAUACAUAUAAAUGACACACGUCAAAGACAAAUCUUGCAAACCUAGAUCUCUUUUUGUGUACGGAUGAGUGACUAAACACUACAUGCAUCGCCAUAGGUACAGUUGUGCCUUUGCUUCGGCAGAGGGAAAUAGUACGAAUGCCGUCUCCUUUCCCGGUGUAACUCGAAGGAUGCUUACCUUACGUUUUAUUUAGGAAUCACAAAGUGCACAUGUGGUGCACUCUACAUAGAAUGCCCUCUGAUGAGUCUGAUGCUACCAAUACCGUUACGUUUUUGAUGUCUAAUUAACAAAUAUUUACAGAGUUUCCACUAAGCAGAGCUCGUCUAAGCUUAUUCUGCAUCGAAUUUGACAGAACGAAAUAUGGAAGUGUCAUUAUUUAUACUUAAAUGCUCUUGUUUGUAGAAAUUAUACGUUUUUGUUGACAACUCCACCCUCAUUUCAAAGUCCCUACCACGAUGAACUCACUCAACUUAGAAAUUUAAACUUUAUUUUGGUUCUCUAUUGUUUCCCAUAAAGUUUUAAGUCAUUAUUUGGUUUUUCAGAAACGCGUAACUUUUCACGAUUGCCAUAAAACAAACCUAUCUAUACCUAUCUAUAGGAUAACAUUACGAAAAUCCUGAAAAGUUAACGGUUUCAGAAUUAUAACUAAUGAUAAUCUGACUUAAUACUUUCAUUAUUUAUGUCAAACAAAGGGAUCCAAUAAUAAAUUCAUUAUUUAAUGGUGCGCUGUACAAAACCUUGUAGAUAAUUGAGUCUAAAAGAUUCGUUGAGUUCCCUAAUAAUUUAAUAUAUCGCGUGCUGGUGGCGCAUAUUGGAGGGCAGCACGCUAUUUCAGUAUCAUACAAUUCGUAUGACGUUUGAUACCAAUCACUGUAAAAAGUUCAGGAGGGAAAGAAAAGUUACUGUAUUAGUAUUAGUACCCCAUUAUGUCUUAUAUUUUUUACAAGAAAUACUUGUAAAUAUAUAGGUUGUUAUUAUAUGUAUAUAUAGUAACAGGUAAUAUACAUAUUCGUACCUACAUUUAUAUGUAGUGUUUUGUAUGUAUAUCAUUAUCAUUAAGGUAGACGUACCUUCUUAAAAUAUAGACAUAAACAUAUUUAUUCCUUUAAAAAUUAAGUACUUAUAUAUCGGAUUUCACAGUGAUAUUAAUAUUAGGUUACAUUUAUAAUAAUCCUUGUAUAUUUCUUUGUACCGCGCUUGUUGCCCAAUAAAGUUGGAACUUUA
Molecule: messenger RNA, 11645 nt
Organism: Cydia fagiglandana
Lineage: Eukaryota; Metazoa; Arthropoda; Insecta; Lepidoptera; Tortricidae
Exons: 36
Coding region: 223-8292 (2689 amino acids)
Biological process (GO): transcription by RNA polymerase III
Cellular component (GO): transcription factor TFIIIC complex
Molecular function (GO): protein binding
Source: RefSeq, a predicted model, not a curated record